Eubalaena glacialis (North Atlantic right whale) is the source of this 198-nucleotide messenger RNA. Its product is annotated as ribosomal biogenesis factor-like. Gene Ontology annotation, cellular component: nucleolus. Gene Ontology annotation, biological process: ribosome biogenesis. The record is from RefSeq and is a predicted model, not a curated record. NCBI's taxonomy places the organism in Eukaryota, Metazoa, Chordata, Mammalia, Artiodactyla, Balaenidae.
AUGGCCAAGAACAAACUAAGAGGGCAGAAGUCCAGGAAUGUAUUCCACAUAGCCAGCCAAAAAAGCUUAAAAGGUUGAAACAAAGCAAAACCAGUUACCACUAAUCUUAAGAAGAUAAACACUCUGACUCCUCAGCAGUAUCAUGAAAAUGAACCAGUUAAUGUUGAUGAAGCUACAAGAUUAAUGGCUCAGUUAUAA